Messenger RNA from Cladophialophora immunda, 1901 nucleotides. RefSeq names its product tubulin alpha chain. Lineage: Eukaryota; Fungi; Ascomycota; Eurotiomycetes; Chaetothyriales; Herpotrichiellaceae. The record is from RefSeq and is a predicted model, not a curated record. Gene Ontology annotation, biological process: mitotic cell cycle; microtubule cytoskeleton organization. Gene Ontology annotation, molecular function: structural constituent of cytoskeleton; GTP binding. The transcript has 5 exons. Gene Ontology annotation, cellular component: microtubule; cytoplasm. Bases 155 to 1507 code for a protein of 450 amino acids.
CACACCACUUGACCAUCCGCGCACUUUAGGCCUCAUUCUGUCCUUGUCACUCUUCUUCGUCCUGUGCAUCGACAGACCUCGCAGAGUCGACAUUGGAUAGCCUCGCGUCUCUUUUGUCUUUUCCUCUGUAUCGCGCUCGCAGCACCUCCACAGAAUGCACGGAGAGGUUUGCCACCUGCACAUUGGGCAGGCUGGCACUCAGCUUGGCAACGCUGCCUGGGAAUUGUAUCUUCUCGAACACGGCCUGAAGGCUGAUGGUCGACCUGAUCCCGAUGCCAAUGUUGGUGAUGCUGGAGCCUUUGAGACCUUUUUCACCGAGACCAGCAACAACAAACACGUCCCUCGGUCCAUUUUCGUCGAUCUCGACCCUUCCCCUAUUGAUGAAAUCCGAACCGGCAAAUACAGACAACUCUUCCACCCAGAGCUCCUGAUCAGUGGUAAAGAGGAUGCUGCAAAUAAUUAUGCUCGAGGUCACUACACCAUCGGCAAAGAGCUUGUGGACGAUGUUUUGGACAAGAUCCGCCGCGUUGCAGACAACUGUUCGUCCCUUCAAGGCUUCUUGAUCUUUCACUCCUUUGGGGGUGGUACUGGGUCCGGCUUCGGCGCCCUGCUUCUCGAACGACUCUCGGUCGACUAUGGCAAGAAGUGCAAGUUAGAAUUCGCCGUCUACCCUGCCCCACAGGUAUCGUCGUCUGUCGUCGAACCUUACAACGCUGUUCUCUCCACCCACAGCACCAUUGAGCACGCAGACUGCACAUUCUUGGUGGACAACGAAGCUGUGUACGAUAUCUGCCGUCGCAACCUGGAUAUUCCUCGACCCGACUAUGAGCAUCUAAACCGCCUCAUUGCCCAGGUCGUCUCCUCCGUCACUUCAAGUCUCCGCUUUGACGGUGCUCUGAACGUCGACUUGAACGAGUUCCAGACCAACUUGGUGCCGUAUCCUCGAAUCCACUAUCCACUCAUCAGCUAUGCGCCCGUUGUUUCCACCAAGCGAUCUUCCCAUGAGAGCUUCAAGGUCCACGACUUGACGCUGCAAUGCUUUGAGCCAAACAACCAGAUGGUCGUUUGUGAUCCCCGCAACGGAAAAUACAUGGCUGUUGCAUUGCUCUAUCGUGGUGAUGUUGUUCCCCGAGAUGCGAAUGCUGCCAUUGCCUCUCUCAAGGCCAAAUCAAGCUUCCAUUUGGUUGAUUGGUGCCCUACCGGAUUCAAAGUCGGCAUCAACUACCAACCUCCCAUGCCUGUUCCCGGCGGCGAGCUCGCCAAAGUCGACCGGUCCGUUAGCAUGCUGUCCAACACCACCGCCAUCGCCGAGGCCUGGAGUCGACUCGACCACAAAUUCGACCUCAUGUAUUCGAAGCGAGCGUUCGUGCACUGGUAUGUCGGCGAAGGAAUGGAGGAAGGCGAGUUCUCCGAAGCCCGAGAAGACCUGGCGGCAUUGGAAAAGGACUAUGAAGAAGUUGCUAGCGACAGUCUCGAGGCAGAAGAUGAGGCUGGCGCCGAGUAUUGAGUGCUCACACAAACAUCUAACUGAUACGACGACGACAUGAAAUCGGCGGAACGUCCUCAUUUGCAACCACACAGACGCGGUCAAUUGGUAGAUCACAGAGCUCCAAGUCAUUCAAAGGAUGAAUGAUGCGCCAUACUCUUUGGUCUAGAGAAGUGGAUUGUUGACCAAUGUGCGUGGAGUAAAUGAGACCCACGGUAUGAAAGCAUGAGACGAGUCACGGCAGCGGGUGUCGAUAGCACAGAUUGAUUGAAAUAGCGAUUGUUACCAUGAGAGAUAUGGGAAUUCUUGAGGAGUGGUGACGCCGUUCAUAAGACUGCAAGUUCAUGGAAGCUCUUUAGGUAGCGAACGAAAACCAUAUUACACCACUCAAUGGAGAGAUUACAGCUUUUCUAUA